AUGAAAUUUGAUGAACUUCAACUAUAUGAUAUUCUCUCUCGUUAUCCUAGAUGUUUAGAACAUAAAAUAAUUAAGCCUGAAUCUGGAAUUUUUGAAAUUACUUUAAAUGAUCGACUUAAAAAGAAAUGGCAAGCAGCGAUAACUGAAUCAUUGCCGUUAUUUUUAAAUAGUUUUAAAUUUGGCACAAACAUUCUUAUGCGUCUUGAGAAAACAGGUACAGAAUAA
Meloidogyne enterolobii is the source of this 225-nucleotide messenger RNA. NCBI's taxonomy places the organism in Eukaryota, Metazoa, Nematoda, Chromadorea, Rhabditida, Meloidogynidae. The record is from the annotation of a GenBank genome assembly.